Cryptomeria japonica (Japanese cedar) is the source of this 3915-nucleotide messenger RNA. Its product is annotated as MDIS1-interacting receptor like kinase 1. The record is from RefSeq and is a predicted model, not a curated record. Bases 467 to 3598 code for a protein of 1043 amino acids. The transcript has 2 exons. NCBI's taxonomy places the organism in Eukaryota, Viridiplantae, Streptophyta, Pinopsida, Cupressales, Cupressaceae. Gene Ontology annotation, biological process: protein phosphorylation. Gene Ontology annotation, molecular function: ATP binding; protein kinase activity; receptor serine/threonine kinase binding.
AGAUCGAGACUAUGUCAUAUCAUAUUAUAUUAUAUAUUUGUUUAAGCAGCAUGUAAUCUAAGACAAGAUCAGAUAUAAAAAUGGUAGUGAGAUCUUUGUUAUUAAUUGUGAGUCUGCUCUUGAAUUAUUGAGCCACUAAUGAAAAGUUUUGGCAGUCAGUCUGUAUUAUAGUUGGGUUGAUCAGGGUGGCAGAAGCAUCAAUCCCCAAUGGUGCAGGCAAAUCGAAUCCGGGCUUGAGCAUGGGAUCCUGGGCUUUUGCUGCUGAGAAUCUUCUGCAAUCCAUGGGGGGGAAAUAGUGAGCUUUUAGUGGAAUUCAUGAAUGUUUCAGUCCUGUGCUUAAGUCAGGUUGAUCCCCUGUAGCUGAUAUGGAGUGUUUGCAGUAGUUUUGGAGUGUUGGCAGUAGUUUUGGCUUUGAGUUUCUGGCUAUGGAGGAGUUGGGUGUGUUCAGAUUGGGCACACUAUUUGAAUGAGAAGAAAAAAUGGAGUACUGAAGGUGGAGGAGAUUGAUCAGAUUGUUUGGAGCUUAUCAGAAGCUUUAAACAUGGUGUUUUCAGUUGCAUAUUCAGGACUACUUACAGUGGUGUUUUUGUUUUUCUGUGCUUGUGGUACUGAUCUGUAUGAAGAUGGGAAGGUGCUACUGAGGCUCAGAUCCAAUCUGGAUGACCCUCUGGGCCACCUCCAUGACUGGAGACCAGAUGUAUUGGAGAGAUAUUGUAGCUGGUCUGGAGUGAGCUGCAAUGAUGAGGGAAGAGUUUCAGAACUUGAUCUUUCAAGGAUGAAUCUCACUGGAAAUGUGCCUGAAGAUAUUCAGAUGCUGAGAAGACUUAAAAGCUUGAAGCUGGCCUCCAAUGGCUUCACUGGUCCACUGCCUGGAUCUAUAGCCAAUCUCACUGAAUUGAUUGUUUUGGACAUUAGUAGGAAUUUCUUUAAUGGAAGCUUUCCCAGUGGAUUGUCCAAAGCAAAGGCUCUGGUGAACAUUUCUGCAUACAGCAAUAACUUCACUGGGUCAUUGCCUGAGGAUAUUGGUAUGCUGUCUGAGUUGGUGCAUCUGGACUUCAGAGGAAGCUUUUUUGAUGGGACCAUUCCAUCUUCAUAUGGGAGCCUGCCCAAGCUCAAAUUUUUAGGACUCUCUGGGAAUAAUAUUGGAGGUUAUAUUCCUCCAGAGCUAGGGAAGUUGUCAAUGCUGGAGAACCUUAUAUUGGCGUAUAAUAAGUUUGAGGGGGGAAUUCCUGCAGAGCUUGGGAAUCUGAGCAGAUUGGAGUAUUUAGAUCUUGCCUUUUCUAAUAUUUCUGGGAUCAUCCCACCAGAGUUAGGCAAGUUAAGGAAGUUGCAUACCUUAUUUUUUUUCAAGAAUAGGCUAAGUGGAACUAUCCCUAGAGAAAUUGGAAACAUGAGUUCCCUAAAGUCUUUAGAUCUCUCAGACAAUUUCCUCUCAGGGAGCCUUCCUUAUGAAAUAGGUAAGCUCAAGGGCUUAACACUUCUGAGUCUUAUGCUAAAUAGUUUCAGUGGUAGAAUUCCAGAAAGUAUGUGUGAGCUUCCUGAACUGGAGACUCUGGAAAUCUGGAACAACUCCUUUACAGGGAUACUUCCACAGGAGCUUGGCAGGAACUCAUCUCUGCAGUGGUUAGAUGUCUCUUCUAAUUCCUUCACUGGUACACUACCUCCCCAUUUAUGUGGAGGAGGCAAUCUAGUCAGAUUGAUUAUGUUCAACAAUGGUUUCUCAGGACCUAUUCCUAAGAGUUUGGCUAACUGCCCCUCUCUGUGGAGAGUAAGAAUGCACAAUAACCAGCUCUCUGGGGCUAUCCCUGCAGGAUUUGGAUUGCUGCCUAAUCUCACAAGGCUUGAAUUGGCCAGAAACAGGCUGAAUGGCAGCAUCCCACCUGAUCUAAGCCAAGCCUCCAAACUGUCUUUUGUGGAUCUUUCCUACAAUGAGAUUCAGGAUGGUCUGUCAUCUGAUAUGUGGAAGCAAAUGACAAUUCUGCAGAGCUUUUAUGCUUCCAACAACAAGUUAGUUGGUAGAAUUCCUACUGAUUUUGGAGAAUGCCCAAGCUUGUCAGUGCUUGACUUGUCUAAGAAUUAUCUUUCAGGUACAAUUCCCAGUAGCCUUAAGAUGUGCAACAGGCUUCUAAGGCUAGAUUUGAGACAAAAUGAAUUGAGUGGACUCAUCCCUCCAGAGCUUGCCUCACUGCCCGUUUUAGCCAUGCUAGACCUCUCUGAAAACUCUCUAUCCGGCAUGAUAUCCCCUGCAUUUGGUAAUUCCACAGCCCUGGAGAUCUUCAAUGUGUCCCACAAUGAUCUUUCUGGCCCACUCCCAAGGGAAGGAAUAUUCAAGUCUCUGAAUCCAGAUGCUUUAGCAGGGAAUCCAGGACUGUGUGGGGGAGUUUUGCCCAAUCCUUGUUUCAUUACUGACAACAUGAGUGGGCAAUCACCCAAUGUACCUAAGAAGGGACCUACAUCACUGGUCCUGAUAGUUGGAAUCAUAUUUGCAGUUUCUCUGGCAAUUUUACUUGUAGGGGUGCAUUUGUUUUACAGGAAAUUUCAAGAUGGGGUUCUUUGCAGGAAUAUCAGAUUCAAGGACAACAUCUAUCUCAGUGAUGAAUGGCCAUGGCGGCUGACUGCAUUUCAGAGACUAAGUUUCACAAGCACAGACAUACUGGCCUGCAUAAAGGAAAGCAACAUCAUAGGAAUAGGUGGAACAGGAACCGUUUACAAGGCAGAGAUGCCCAGCGGUGAGAUCGUUGCAGUGAAAAAGCUUUGGAGAAGCCAUGAACAUGCCAAAGAUUACAAAGACCCAAGCUUCCAUGCAGAGGCAGAUGUCUUGGGAACGUUGAGACAUAGAAAUAUAGUGAGAUUGUUGGCCUACUGUUACAACAAUGUAAACCCAAUGCUCAUCUACGAGUACAUGCCAAAUGGUAGCCUGGCAGAAGCCUUGCACGGAAAGGAAGCCUCACAAAACAACAUGUUGGCAGAUUGGGUUACAAGAUAUAAUAUUGCUGUGGGGAUCGCCCAGGGAUUAUGCUAUCUUCACCAUGAUUGUUUUCCCUUGGUUGUACACAGAGAUGUCAAAUCAAACAAUAUUCUCCUUGACUCCAAUCUUAAUGCCCGCCUUGCUGACUUUGGAGUGGCAAAGCUCGUCGAGAACAAUGAACCAAUGUCAACUGUUACUGGCUCCUACGGUUACAUUGCUCCAGAAUAUGCAUACACAUUGAAGGUAGAUGAGAAGAGUGAUAUAUACAGUUUUGGGGUGGUCUUAAUGGAGCUUCUGACAGGCAAGAGGCCAAUUGAGCCUCUUGAAUUUGGAGAGGGAAUGAACAUUGUAGAGUGGGUGAGAUCCAAACAUGGAGUUAAGGAUGGUAUGGAACAGGCCUUAGAUCCCAAUGUUGCAGGCUCCUCCAAUUCUGUAAAAGAGGAGAUGAUUUUAGUGCUGAGGAUUGCUUUGUUGUGCACCAGCAGCAUCCCAAGGGACAGGCCUUCCAUGAGAGAUGUGGUCACCAUGUUGGGUGAAGCCAUGCCCAGAAGGAAAAGCAGUGGAAAUACUAAAGAUGCUCACCAGUUUCAUCACCAUGAAUGCAGUCUGCAAAUAAUGCAAUCAACUUAAAUGCUGGUAAUAGAGAUGAUCACCACCAAUGGAGAAAGUGAAUCAGGCCAUAUAUUAUAAGAUGAAAGCCCGAAGCAUUACAUCAUCAACCCACUGUAGUAUCUCCAUCUCCCAUAUAUUUUUUAGUUUGUAACAGUACCCUACUUUGAAGAUAACAGCUGUAAGAAUGUAUUCUGUUAGUUGGGAGCUUGUUUUGCCAUGUAUAUUUGUAUUACUCAAUGUGCAUUGGUACAUGCGAGGAUUUAUUGUAUUCUACUGACCAUCACAUGGACAGUCUGAUGGUUGUUUUAAUGUCAAAUAGCCGAGGCUAUAUUAUA